GAGGCAACAUGGCGGCGUCCAGUACCGCGGAGCAUUCUCCAGAGAUAUCGACGCCGUUAAAAAUACCGAAAACCGAGGUGCCAUCCCCUGAGUCGGAGGAUUUGAGUGACAGUAAUCAAUACCACUCCAAUCCCUCGACACCGAACCGCUUCUCGCCUUUGAACGUGGGCUCAGGGACCGCGGGCCGGACGGCGGCCUCAUCCUCCUCCAACAGCUUCACGGCUUGCCGAGGGAUGUCGUGGACCCCGUCCGAGACGAACGCCCUCAUUGCGGUCUGGGGCAAUGAGAGGCUGACGGAGGCGAGGAUGCAGCAGCUGGAGGUCGCAGGCACCGUGUUCUCCGGUAAGGCCCCCGGUCCUGCCAUGUACGAGCGGGUGUCCAGAGCCCUGUCGGAGCUGGGAUAUGAAAGGACUCCAUCCCAGUGCAGGGAGAGGAUGAAGACGCUGCGGCGCUGCUACAGCCGUGUGAAGGAGCAUGGCAUUGGCAAAAGGAAGAGCAGCUACACUAUAGAGCAGCUGGAGAAGGUGUUUGGUCAGGGAGGCUGGGACUCCCAGAGUUGUGCCCCGGUCCUGAUCAACAGCAGUGGGCUGUAUCAGGAGAUGGAGUCUGAUGGCAGCACCAUGGAAGACUUCUCUCAGGAGGACUGGUGCAACCAGGUGCUGGACUCGGCCUUCCAGGAGGGAGACAUGGAGACUGAAGAAAUCCAGGUGCCUAAAAACAGAGCUCUACAGAUUCAAAUAGAGCUGUCAGAACAAACCCAAAAAAGGGACAUGAUGCAGACUGUGAUGCGUAUCCUUGAGUCAGUGCAGCUGAAAUGGGAGCACUUCCAAACAUGGACUGAGUUCUCACGGCUGCACCUCUCCAACAAACUAGCCAUCUUUGGCGUGGGCUACAACACACGCUGGCGCGAGGACGUGCGUUAUCAUUACGCCGAAAUCAGCUCGCAGGUGCCUCUGGGCAAGAGGCUUCGUGAGUACUUCAACCCAGAAAAGCCAGAGGGUCGCAUUAUUAUGACCAAAGUUCAGAAGAUGAACUGGAAGAAUGUUUACUACAAGUUCCUGGACAUUACUAUCAGCGAGGCGCGCUGCUUGGAGCUGCACAUGGAGGUGGACUGGAUCCCUGUAUCCCAGUCCAGGCCAGCAGGCUGCAGCAAAGGCACAUCCCACUACCUCCUGCCUGGGGAAAUCCCCAAGGCGUAUGGACUCUACGCUAUUGGCUACGAGGCAGUGUCGUCAUCCUCUCAUGACACCACUCACACCUCUGCACAGGGUGAUGGUGAAGACCAUAGCUUACCUCAGUGCGAGUCAGAGAAUGGGGAACAAAGUCAGGCUGAUGGAGACGGUGCAGAGACAUGUGACAGGACUGGGGCUAAAGUCACUUACUGCUACCUAGGCAUAGCUGAGGAUAGGACCAUACAGCAGAGUCUCUUCCAGCACUUCCAGGGCUCUGGCAAACACCAUGUCCACGGGGAACCCUCUGCUGUGACGCGUUUCCUGCAGGAGAACUGCCGGGGUGCUGUCACAAAUCAGAACGGUGAGGGAGGUGAAGACUCAGCUCAACGUUAUGCCAUUUACAUUAAAUUCAUUGAGGUGGAGCUGGACUUCCUCUCAGCAGGCUCCCUGGUGGAGUGCCUUGAAACUGCUAUUGGUUGUUCCUUGAAAUUCAACAACAGAGAAACAUUGUAACUACACUCAGUGUUUCAGAUUUGUAUUGACUAAUGAUAUAAUUAACAAGUGUUACAGCCAGCAAGGCAACAAGAAAGGUGACCAAUUCUCUCUGUCAUAAAGCAUGGAUGUGUGCAAGAAUCUGGUAUAUUUUUGCAGCCUUUUCAGCUCUAUUGAACUGAUUUUUCAUUAGACCCUUGUUAAGUCUUAAAAGAACGAUGAUGCACAAUAUGACAAAUGUAUUGUGUAGAAAUAUUGGAACAUUAGCUUAAGUAUCGCAGAGCUGCAACAUCCAAGAAACAUGUACUUAUUAUUUAAUGCUAAUGUGCACUACAAAGGUUUUUGCUGCUUGUUUAGUGUAGAUAAAUAUUGCCUCAUCAGGGAGCGUGGGGUUGGCAAGGUGACUACUGCAGUAUGCAUCUGUCUACCUCAGUAGGAUGUAGCAAACAAGGCAGCGAGGGGACCAUAAGAGUGUAUUCAUUCUAAAACUGCCUUUACUUUGACUGUUGAGGUCUGGACCUGAAUUCACAAAGCAUCAAAGAGUAACGGCUGAUUUUUGAAUUAUAUUUUGCACAUGUAACUGGGCUGCAGCUAGAGAUGCUUCCAUGCAAACUAGGGAGACAAAGCAAAGAGUAUUGGCCAAUUUGGAGAUCACCUGUUUAUCCAGCAGUGUGAACACCACAUACACAAACCUGACCAAAGGUUGGGUGUGGUUUCCACUCCAUUUUAACUUAGCACACUAUAGGGGCACCUAUAUAUCGAUGGCUCUGUGCAGCAAGUAAACAAAAUAAGCAUGGUAAAUAAUAUGGACUAGUGGUGCAAUGGCUCAAUAAAUUUACGGCUCGAUUCGAUACACUACAGUGGUCACAGUUCAGUUAAAUGUAUGAAAACUAACACAAUUUGGGCUUUUGUUGUCUUUGUACAAAGCAGGAAUCACUGUCUGGCUGACAAGGGCUCAUUAAAGUCUGGUUAAGAGCUCUCAGAGCUCUUUCAGUCUAAUAAAUACAUGAAUAAAUAAAUGCCACAGUCAUAUCAACACAAGCUGAACAGCCAUCGUACCUUGAAGUCGUUAUGGCUGAAUCAUGUACCUGGCCUGCCGGCAGUUAGAGCUCACUGCUGUGGGUGUGCGCUUUGUGCUAAUGCUAGCUGCUGUUAGCUGCUGAACAAGAGACAAUAGCUACACAGUGUCUCUCAUUCCCUGGUUCAGGGGUGUUUGUACUGCUGGCUUAGCUGCUGAAGAGAGUCUGUCGUUGCACAGCAGCAUGUUCUUUGGCUCAGGGGUUGUUUAUGUUAUUGUACUACUGUGUUAGCUGCUAAGGAGAGUCUGUAGCUGCUGCUGUUUGGUUAUCAGCUGAUAGAGAUUCAGUGUCAUGCUUACCACCUGCACACCACGUAACCGAGGUUCCCACCAUUGCCCCACGACUAAAUGAAGUGCACUUUUUAAGCUGUCCCAUUAUCUGUUCAGCCUUCUUGCUGACUUUGUUGCAUAGUCUUUUGAAGCUCUAUACAAAACAUACAAAAUCUUCCCUAGGUUGGUGGUAUUCAGAGCACAAGAAAAUUCUGUUCACAACAUUGAGUCUUGUUGCACCACCAUACCGUCUCUUGCAUUGUUGCCUCACAGCAAGAAGAUUCCUGGUUGCAUGUCAGUGAAGAUGCAACCAGGGCCUUGCUUGAGCAAGUCCAGUUGCCUACGAUAUAGCUCUUAUGAAGGUUCCUGGUCUGAACCCAGGGUGGGGGGGUUCGAACCCUGGAGUGGGGGAGCCCUUCAAUGCGAAGUUUGUAUGGUCUCCCCUUGUCAGCAUGAGUUUUCUCCAGGUACUCCGGCUUCCGCCCACAAUCCCAAGACAUGCAGGCUAAGUUAAUUGGUGACUCUAAAUUGUUCAUAAGUAUGAAUGUAAGCGUGAAUGCUUGUCUUUCUCUAUAUGUCAACCCUGUGAUAGUCUGGCAAUCUGUCCAGGGCGUAGCCCGCCUCUCGUCCACUGUCAGCUGGGAUAGGCUUCAGCUCCUGCGUGACUGCUAACAGGAUAAACGGUUAUGGAAAAUGAAUGAAUGAACAAACAUUGAGUCUUGUCUUGGCUAGAAAUUCUGAAAUACUGCCAGAUCAGUGCAGAUAUUAAUUUGUGUUUUUGUGCCAUGGUAUUUGCCAAAAUGAGAAAUUCCUGAUUUUACACUGGAGUCUAAGUAUACAGUAACCUAUAUGUAUUGGUGAUCAGUACUUGGAGCAUCUUUAGCUGCAGCUGUGGGGCUGUGGGUUAUCAGUUGACCAUUACAGAAGCUGUGUUGACCUCCCACAUACUGGUGUUUUAAAUGCACCACUCUUGCAGUUGACACACAAUCAUGCUUACAGGUGUAAACCAGGCCUACAAGCACUGAUCUAUGACUUCAAGCCAGGUUAAGACAUUAAGCUGCAGGGGAUAGCUCAUCCUUGACCAAUAAUUAAACUGAAUUCUUAUGAACAUGAUUCCUGAGGUUAUGUGCAAUGUGCCAGGAGAGACUGUGUAGAGAAGAAUCAAACAGUGAAUAAGUCCAUAUUGAAUCUAUGUAUAUGAAAGCUACCUUAUAUAUCUAUAAUAUAUAUUUAAAAAAUAUUGAUGUUCUUGAGCAUUCCGGCUUUUGCAAACUUGCAAUGUUUAUUUGUUUGGGUAUACAGUAUAUAAAAAUAAAUAUGAUAUUUUAUAUUUUAUUGGUUGACACGUCUUGUAUGUGAUUGUUUUGAAGUCACCGUCUUGUAUGUUUACAUGUUUGAAAAACAAUAAAUGGGGCACUCACUGUCAUU
This is a messenger RNA of Epinephelus lanceolatus (giant grouper), 4440 nucleotides long. It is a transcript of the gene msantd2, whose product is annotated as Myb/SANT DNA binding domain containing 2. NCBI's taxonomy places the organism in Eukaryota, Metazoa, Chordata, Actinopteri, Perciformes, Serranidae. The record is from RefSeq and is a predicted model, not a curated record.